This is a messenger RNA of Sardina pilchardus (European sardine), 794 nucleotides long. It is a transcript of the gene gmfg, whose product is annotated as glia maturation factor, gamma. The coding region runs from base 109 to 537 and encodes 142 amino acids. Gene Ontology annotation, cellular component: actin cortical patch. Lineage: Eukaryota; Metazoa; Chordata; Actinopteri; Clupeiformes; Clupeidae. Gene Ontology annotation, biological process: actin filament debranching; negative regulation of Arp2/3 complex-mediated actin nucleation. The record is from RefSeq and is a predicted model, not a curated record. Gene Ontology annotation, molecular function: Arp2/3 complex binding; actin binding. The transcript has 7 exons.
ACUUGAGGAUGUCAGUUGUGUCACAAGUCAGUGACCGUCACAAGUGAAACAGGAGUGGAAAAGCAGCUUAGAUCAAAAGGAAGUAGGUCUCAGCUUCAAAACAGAGAAAUGGCAGAUUCUCUCGUUGUAUGUGAAGUGGAUGAAAGCCUGAAGGAAAAACUGAAGAAGUUCCGUUUCCGAAAAGAGACAAACAAUGCAGCCAUACUAAUGAAGAUUGACAUGGUAAAACAGCUGGUAGUGGUGGAGGAGGAGUAUGAGAAUAUUACACUUGAUGACUUGAGGGAAGAGCUCCCUGAACGUCAGCCCAGAUUCAUUGUGUACAGCUACAAAUACAACCAUGCAGAUGGGCGUGUCUCAUACCCACUCUGCUUCAUCUUCUCAAGUCCAGUAGGGUGCAAACCUGAACAACAGAUGAUGUAUGCAGGCAGCAAAAACCGUCUGGUUCAGAUUGCAGAGCUGACCAAGGUGUUUGAGACUCGAAAUGCAGAUGACCUGACAGAGGAGUGGCUGAAAAAAAAACUGGAAUUCUUUCGUUGAUUGACCUCUUCAAACCUUUUGUACAGUAUUGUCCUUUCAGUAUUGUUCUUUGUUCGUUGUUGUGCGGUGGACACAACAUAAGCUAUCAUUUUGGACUUUAAAAUCAAAUACCACCCAAACCAUCAUUUAUACAGACAAAUACAAUAAGAGUUGUGAAUGUGUGUGUAAGCUGUAUUGUGAUAUACUGUAUGUAUAUCUGUAUUUCUUAACCAGUGGUUGUCGUAGUAUGAAUAAAGCACAGACAAUAAUAUAAAAAA